Messenger RNA from Scleropages formosus (Asian bonytongue), 4695 nucleotides. It is a transcript of the gene ptpn3, whose product is annotated as protein tyrosine phosphatase non-receptor type 3. NCBI's taxonomy places the organism in Eukaryota, Metazoa, Chordata, Actinopteri, Osteoglossiformes, Osteoglossidae. Gene Ontology annotation, cellular component: cytoskeleton; cytoplasmic side of plasma membrane; cytoplasm. The transcript has 26 exons. Gene Ontology annotation, molecular function: protein binding; protein tyrosine phosphatase activity. Gene Ontology annotation, biological process: protein dephosphorylation. Bases 160 to 2979 code for a protein of 939 amino acids. The record is from RefSeq and is a predicted model, not a curated record.
UCGAGAAGCGCAGGCAGGGCAGCUUCCUCACUCAGUGUGCGUCCACACCUGUUCCCCCCUCGUAUGGAUCCGUCUGCGGGGCGGCGAUCGUCGAGCGAGACGAGACGGGCGCUUCUUUACGGCGCCGCGCCCGACAGGUAAGGUUCGUCGUCUGUCGCGAUGAAUUCCAGGCUGCCUGUUUUCGGCGGGCGGAUCAGCAACGCGGGCUCGCCCGAGCUGUCCAAGGAGAAGACGAAGGCUGACGCGGUCUGUGACGUUCGCUUCCUGGAUGGCACCGCUCGCAGCUUCAAGAUCAGCAAGCAGGAUGACGGUCACUCGCUGCUGGAUGCGGCCUUUAACCACGUGGGUCUGCCGGAGAGAGAGCUCUUCGGCCUGCAGCUCGCCGAGGAGCCGGCGGACUCCGCCGUAAGCCUGUCGCCUGCCAGGCCUCUCGGCGUUUCGGCGAGGUGGCUUGAUCCCCACAAAGCCGUCAAGAAGCAGUUUAAGGGGAGCGCCCCGUGGCUCCUGAACUUCAGGGUGCGGUUCUUCAUUGCCGACCCCAACUCCCUGCAGCAGGAAAAGACACGGCACUUGUAUUUCCUACAGAUAAGGAGCGAUAUACAAAGUGGACGGUUGAGCUGCCCCCUCAGUUCUGCUGUAGUCCUCGCCUCCUACGCCGUCCAGUCUGAACUUGGGGAUCACUGCCCCUCGGAGCAUCCGCCGGGGUACCUCUCCGCGUCGCGCUUCCUCCCCGCUCAGGAUGAAGACUUCCUAUUCAAAGUGGAGUCUCUACACCCACAGCACAGGGGCCUCAAGCAGUCCGAGGCGGAGCUCUGUUAUCUGAACAUCGCGCGGACUCUUGAUUUCUACGGCGUCGAGCUGCACUCUGCCAGGGAUUCGAGCAACGCGGACCUGUUGAUAGGCAUCGCCUCCAGCGGCCUCGCAGUCUUCCGCAACAUGCUGUGUUCCAGCUUCUUCUCCUGGGUCAGCAUCAUCAAGAUCUCCUUCAAAAGGAAAAAAUUCUUCAUACAUUUGAAAGAGAAACAUAGAGAGUGCCGGGACUGCACCAUCUCCUUCACCAUGCUCAACUACAGGGCCUGCAAGAACUUGUGGAGGUCCUGCGUGGAGCACCAUACCUUCUUCCAGGCUGACACCUCUCUACCACGAGACAAGAAGGUCCUACUGCAACACUGGACCCUCAAAUCUAAAACCCCUGCAAAGACCUUGAACAGCCAGAUCAUGCGAAGGGUCAUGGGUGGCAUGGCAUGGAAGACAGUGCUUAGGAGGUCACUGUCAGGAGAGCACCUAGAGACCAAGAGUCUUCCGUCCCGCUCGCCGCCAACCACACCCAGCUGGAGGAGCCCCCGCCUGAGGCACAAUAUCCGCAAGCCCCGUCCCUCAUCCAUGGACAACCUGGCCAGUGAGAUGAGUUAUAUCACGGAGAGUGAGGAUGUCUUCUACACUUACCGGCGCUCCAUAGCUGGGAGUGGAAGUGACAGUGAUGCUGCAGGAGACCUUACUGCCACUCAGAUGAAUUGCCCUGAAGGCCAUCACGAAAAAGAUGUGUCACCUGACAUCCAGCAUACCAUCAACUUGUCUGAGCCAAGCAGUUGGGACCCAACAAAGCCCAUACAGCCAGUACAGGUGUCACACAUCCCGAGUGAACUCGAUUACCAGCUCCCGGAGAAUGAACCUUCCCCAAAGGAAAAGAAGUCUGACCGGGAUUCAUAUUACUUUGACAGGAAUGAGGAGGUGGAAGGGGACCUGUUGCUUGUGCGAAUAGCCCCUGACAAGGAUGGCAAGUUUGGGUUCAAUGUAAAAGGUGGUGUUGACCAAAAGAUGCCUCUGGUGAUAUCACAUGUGAGCCCAGACUCCCCGGCUGGAAAGUGCAACCCCCAGCUGAAGGAAGGAGACCACAUUGUGUUGAUCAAUGGACGGGACAUAUCUGAGCACACCCAUGACCAGGUGGUGAUGUUCAUUAAAGCAAGCCGUGAGUCCCACACGAAGGAACUUGCUCUGCUGAUCCGACGCAAAGGAGUUUGUUUGCGAGUAGAGCCUCAAGAUAAAUGCAACAGUGGCUUCACGCUGCCGGGAGACACCCUCCUUCUAGAAAGUGAACAAUAUGGCGGGAGCCUGGAGACCUCUAUGGCACAUCUGAAGAGGGGCCUCCAAACUGGAACUCUUCUCAUUCAGUUCGAGCAACUCUACAGGAAAAAACCUGGGAUGUCCAUGCAUACUGCAAGAUUGUCUCAGAAUAUGGAAAAGAAUAGAUACAAAGAUGUAUUGCCAUAUGAUGCCACCAGAGUGGUGUUGGAAAAUAACGACGAUGAUUACCUUAAUGCCAGUCACGUUAAGAUGGAGGUACCUGCUGCUGAAGUAGCAAACCACUACUUGGCAAGUCAGGGGCCCCUGCCUCACACCUGCAGCCACUUCUGGCAGGCUGUCUGGGAGCAGCAAGUGCACAUCAUCAUCAUGCUCACCACCCUGACGGAGCGGGGCCGGCCCAAAUGCCACCAGUACUGGCCAGACCCCCCGGAGCUGCUCAAGUACGGCACUCUGCAGGUGCGCUGCCACUCAGAAGAGUGCAACCUGGCGUACGUCUCUCGGGAACUCGUGCUAACCAACACUGAGACGGGGGAAGAGCGUGCAGUUAGCCAUCUGCAGUACGUGGCGUGGCCAGACCACGGUGUGCCUGAUGACCCCUCGGAUUUCUUGGACUUUGUGACCUGUGUGCAGCAGAAGCUGGUUGACGCCAAGCCUCUGAUGGUCCACUGCAGUGCUGGGAUUGGGCGAACUGGUGUAUUUAUCACCAUGGAAACCGCAAUGAAGCUAAUUGAGAAGGGCCAACCUGUGUACCCCCUGGAUCUUGUGAGGAGAUUGCGAGACCAGAGAGCCAUGAUGGUGCAGACAUCGAGCCAGUACCGCUUUGUGUGUGAAGCCAUCUUACGAGUGUACGAAGAAAGACAUGCUGGAUCUCCAGCUUCACCUCCACACACCUAGCCCCAAGAAGAUCACUGGGGAAACUUUUCUGGACGUUCAGACUCACGGAAACCGCGGCGGUCUCUCUGCAAACCUUUGAGGUAGUGUGCAGAAGUCAUCGGCCCGACUGCCACGCCUGCAGGCAGGCGACACGGCAUCGGGUUUAACCAUAUUGUAGGGGUUCAGCUGCACAGGAAGGACUCGAUGCAUAUGGUGACCAUAACAUAUACACUGGAACUUGUGCACUUUAUUGCAAGAUCGUUCUGUGUAUCUUAGUACAAGUCCUGUUUGAGGUCUCAUAUAUCAGGUGUUUGUGUAUGUGCUCUCACUACAUGUACUGCAUUACAACACAUAGUCAUCCCUUAUAAAUGGUAAAUGUAGAGAUGCCAUUCCAAAUAAAAUGUACAGUUCACUUAAGAAAUGCUGCUUUGUACAGGUUAACAUGUGGCAGGAAAGGGUGAAAGUUCAGAGCUUAUAAAAAGGACUGAGUGUUUUGAUAAUUCACAAAGUGCUGUAUUAUAAGUAGUUACCAAUCAUGUUCAUUCUUCAGUAGGUUUUGGGUUGUGAGUCUAGCUACCUGGGUUUAGAGCACAAUGUAAGACACUGUCCCACCAAGGUUCAUGGUGAUGACCCCUGGGACCACCCAAACUGCCAAUCAGGGAUUUACUAUGAGGGUGGUAAUUUUUUUUUUUUUUUUUGUUAGAGAAUCAAUAUCACUACCUCAGUCUUUUACUGUUUCGUAUCACCGGACUAAAGGUUUCCGUUGCGUUUAGCAUAUGUGUGUAUGUUUGGGACAACGGAAAGAGAAAAUGGUACAAGGCAGACUCACUGGUGGAAUUCUCCCAAGGUGGGUUAGUAGGCUAGUGCAGUCUGGGCAUCUCUGUGAAUAUACCACAAAUCUCCUGCUAUCUGAAAUCUUUCUUUGUGUUUCCUCCUUAAAACAGACAAAGAGGUGUAUAAUCCCAUGUGACAAAUCCCCUACAGGGAACUUUCUGGCAGUGACAUAUUGGCUGUAGUAGGUAAGAUUAGGCCUUGCUAGAACCCUGGUGGGAUUUUUGCUUGUUUAAGGUGAAACUUUCCACAGUUUUAAUGUCCAAAAAGAAACUGCGUAAUUCUUGCUAAACAAUUGAUCCAGCUGAUCAAGCCAUUGUGUUUAAUCACACCUUCAUUUGUGCAGUUCAUCCCAGACAAGGUCUGCCUACAAACUUUAAGGAUAUGUUCAUGUUACCCUAAUCAAUGAUAUUUGUACUAACAAAAAAAUUGACUGAUAUUUUAUCCAACAAUUUAAAAAAAAAACUGUGGUCCAGAAAUAGUGCAUUUGUGAUUUGCAAAAAAAAAAAAACAAACCUUUUCCUGACAUUCUGACAUGUAGCUGUUUGUUGUGGAGUAAAAGCGGGUGACACUGCUGAUGUCAUGGUUUGCAUUAUGUAACUCCAAAGUUAUGGAGCAGAUCAGAACAUCAGGCAGACCUGGGCUACCACACUGAUUCACUGUUGAUGAUACUGUAUGUCACUUUGCACAUCCUCCUCAGAGCACUGACAGGGUAAGGAGACAUGCAAGAAAGGUUAGCCAUUGAGGGUGAUGCUGCCUCUCCUAACAGAAAUGAGUUUUCUGUAGGCCUCGUCUCAGCUGAAUUCAGUCUAAUGUAAAACGUGCCGUUUUGUCACAUUUCUGAUUUAUUUGUGUAUUUCAGAUAAAAAGGGAAUUUCAAGUACAUCACACUGCAGUUAACCUUUU